AUGCCACAGACUCCGGGACACUCGCGCAAUCAUUCGGGCGUUGACGCUGCGUACCAGUACAAUAGUGUCAACUCCUCCCCUCAAAAUAGACGAACAUCCAGGUCCUCCGCCGAUCCAGCAACGCCCUUACGCAGCAGCUUCAACAACCAAGAUGCUCUGGAUAUCUCAUAUGCAAGCGGAGGCAUGGACGGAGGCAACGGCAUAGGCAAUCUUGCAGACGAACUGGCCGACGCCUUCUCCGACUCCGGAGACGAAGGAGAAUAUUACGAAGAAGAGACAAACAACGCCGAAAACAACGGAAGCGGAACACCAAAUAUCAAUGUUGAAGAAGCCACCUUCGAGGGAAUAAGGGACAGCGGGGUCGAUGUCGCAAGUCUCGGCGAAGCUGGCGGCAAGGGGAAGAACUUCAACCUUGGGCCACCACCAGCCGCUCAACGCGGUCAUCGACGGAGCGGGAGUGAAUACGACGGAAGCGAGUAUGGAUCCGAGUCUGAUCUCGACUCCCCCGGCAUGCUGCCCAGCCUGGUCGCCAAGAUGGACGCUGUCGAGUCUUUGGCGAGGAGGGGGACCGAGAGUAAUGGAGGACCUACGGAUGGUGUCUUCAACCGGGUGACGGACGGCUUGAGAGAUUUGGGCUCUCAAGCCGGCGUCGAGGGCAGUGCGACAAGGCAAACCCGGCAACUACACAACUUGACCUUCCCACUCCUCUCUCCACUUGUUCCGCCGCCGGAUUCGGAGACCAUUGAUGAGCUGCUACCCCUUUUGAUCGAGCUAUCCGAGUCGAUGCCGCGGCCGACAACGAAAGCCUACGACUCCCUCACCGCCCUCCACACUCUCACCUCCGACCUCGUCCAGAGUCUCAACUAUCUCUCAGACACGCUCCACAUGUCUAGGCAAACAACCACAACGGCCACGCGUCGCUUGAAGAGCGCCAAGGAGCUGGUUGCCGAGAUCAAGAGGGAAGAAGAGCUCCGCGAAGAGGGCGAGAGGUGGAUCAACCGAGGUAACUGGAGUGAGAGGCUGGCCAAUCGUGAGUGCGCGAGCGUAUGCGGAGAUGUCGUCGGCGGAUUCGAGGAAGUGUGCAACAGCUGGCGGGCCCGAUUGCUGGAGCAAGCCGGCGCGGCACAAGCCUAG
Messenger RNA from Colletotrichum godetiae, 1134 nucleotides. RefSeq lists its product as uncharacterized. The transcript is spliced from 2 exons. The record is from RefSeq and is a predicted model, not a curated record. The coding region runs from base 1 to 1134 and encodes 377 amino acids. Lineage: Eukaryota; Fungi; Ascomycota; Sordariomycetes; Glomerellales; Glomerellaceae.